Saprolegnia parasitica CBS 223.65 is the source of this 744-nucleotide messenger RNA. RefSeq lists its product as hypothetical. The transcript has a single exon. The record is from RefSeq and is a predicted model, not a curated record. Gene Ontology annotation, biological process: intraciliary retrograde transport; protein localization to cilium; non-motile cilium assembly. Gene Ontology annotation, cellular component: intraciliary transport particle A; non-motile cilium. NCBI's taxonomy places the organism in Eukaryota, Oomycota, Saprolegniomycetes, Saprolegniales, Saprolegniaceae. The coding region runs from base 1 to 744 and encodes 247 amino acids.
AUGGCGCUCCUCGACGAGCUCAUUGCGUCGGUUGUCGCCGAGACGCGCUUCAAGGACGCAUCUUACUACCCCUGGCGCAUCCGCGACGGGAUGCUUGGCUCGAUCAAAGCGUCCUCGCCUGAGAAUGUGACAACCGACGACCAAAAGACUCUUGCGUCGGCCAUGUCACACGAAGUCGAUGGCAAAAUCUAUUAUGCGUACAGCCUCAUCUUUGCCUACACGGACGAGCCGUUCACGACGCUGCAGCCCGAGACCCUCUUCCACGCGUCGCGCUCUCUCCUCAACGUCUUGGGGAAGGAGAAGCCGCCGCCGGGCAUCUCCAUCGCACGCAUUGCGUUCACUUUGGCGCAGCACGCGCAACAACUCGAAGCGUUCAAACUGGCGCACAUGAUGUACGAGCGGCUCCAGACGAUGCGCGUCCGGCCCGAGUGGCAGCGAAUGAUCAACCUCACGAACAUGGUCAUUCAAGCCAAGCCGUAUUCGGACUGGGACGACUUACUACCGAUUGAGUAUCGGUCGUCGACGACCAACCCACUGCUGCACCCGACGAGCGUCGGCGACGUCUGCGUCAACUCGGCCCACCCGUUCGUGCGGUCGUUUCUGUCGUUUGACAACGUGCCGCUGGUUGAGUUUGCGCCGACGCCCGACUUGAGCGACGACGAGGCGAUGGCACUGAUCGAAACGUUGCCGUCGAUGCAGCAUGGUAAGCAUGGCAACAACAACGACAAGUGGAAGACCUCCUAA